AUGAGGCGCUUCUUGCUUCUAUUAUUUGUGCUUCACCUAACUUUGACGAGCCAUGGUCAAGAUUUCUCCACCUUUACUGAGACAAACGAUCCAAGUAACAAUGAUAUAAGGCUGACAAGGAUGGUUUUGGAUUCUAUUAAUGGUCGUUUGUAUGUGGGAUCUGUAAAUAGACUUUAUAAAUUGACCAGUGAUUUGGAGACAGAAGAGAUUGAGGCAACGGGACCAAGAGAUGACAACCCUGAUUGUAUACCUCCAGAUUUUGUGCAGUGUGAUUCUACGCUUGUGUCAACAAAUAAUAUCAAUAAGAUUCUAAUCAUUGAUACAGAUAAUAGCCAAUUGAUAACCUGCGGAAAUGUCUACAGAGGUUCUUGUGAAACGAGAAAUAUGGAUACAUUAAAUUUGAUAGAGUGGUAUGAUAGACAGGUAGCAACAACAUCAACUGAUGGGUCUACGGUAGCAAUAAUUGCCCAUGGUCCAAAUAAUGACAACACUGGACUUGGUCCAAAUGUGUUGUAUGUUGGUAGAAGUGGUGUCCCCCAUGAGGCUAAAUGGAUUCCUCUUUCUAGUCGUCUACUUCCAUCUAAUAACAAUGAGGUUCCAUUUACUAUACUGAAGAAUGAAGGGGGAGAAGCUGGAUUUGUACAAGUAAAGAAAGAUUUCUUUGAAGAUAAUUCUGACUUUAACAUUGAUUAUAUUAGU
Messenger RNA from Saccoglossus kowalevskii, 699 nucleotides. RefSeq names its product plexin-A4-like. The record is from RefSeq and is a predicted model, not a curated record. Lineage: Eukaryota; Metazoa; Hemichordata; Enteropneusta; Harrimaniidae.